AAUCAAGAACAAACGGCGUUAAAUCUACGGAAGCACCCUGGGAAAGGGCAAAAAUGGGAAGCUGACGCCAAUAAAAAACGAAAAGAUCACGGAAGAUGAAGCCGGUGACGCAACCUCGACGGGCCCAGAAGCUGGCGCGUGGACGACAGAGUGAGUGAAAACACGACAUUUGUCUCGCCACCUCUCACUCUCACCCGCCAACUCUGCACCCAACCUUUUCAAACAAUCUUUUCAUUUUGUUUUAACACAUAAAUAUCGUUGUCGGAUUAUUAUUAUCUUAAUACUGGUAGUUUUGAAUUUCUUGCUACCUCUUUUCAUCUCAACCUACCCUGUUUCUCUCUCCAACAAAACUGCCACCUCCUCCAUGUAGAGAGAGAGAGAAGAAGAAGAAGAAGAAGAAGAAGAAGAAGAAAACAGUGAUAGAAAUCUGCAGUGCAGUGAUGAUGGAGACAAAAGGCGGGAAGAUGAUGAUGAGUUAUAAAGGGUGUGGGUAUGAAUAUUCGUUCAAGAUUCUGUUGAUAGGAGAUUCUGGUGUGGGCAAGAGUAGUCUGCUUCUAAGCUUCAUUUCUCAUCACUAUCCUCUCCAAAAUCCCUCCCCCACCAUUGGUGUGGACUUCAAGAUCCGGGUGCUAACCAUUGGUGGGAAAAGAUUGAAGUUGACGAUUUGGGAUACAGGUGGACAGGAGAGGUUUGGGACAUUGAUAAGCUCUUAUUAUAGAGGGGCACAUGGAAUUAUACUUGUUUAUGAUGUCACGAGGCGGGACACCUUUACAAACUUAUCGAAAAUCUGGAGGAAGGAGAUAGAGCGUUACUCCACAAAUCCAGAGUGCAUCAAGAUGCUAGUCGGAAACAAAGUUGACAGGGAUAACGAAAGGGCUGUGAGUAGAGAGGAAGGAAUGGCGUUUGCACAGAAACACAAAUGCCUGUUUCUUGAAUGUAGUGCCAAGACCAGAGAAAAUGUGCCCCAGUGUUUUCGAGAUCUUACUCUCAAGAUACUAGAGGUACCAAGCUUGUUAGAGAAAGGAUCCAAUGUUGUGAAGAACCAAAUUUUGAAACAAAAGGAAAUCGACGAAAACAAAAGCAAAUGUUGUUCGUGAUUCGACUUUAAUGUGUGAUGCAGACUACUGUUUAGAAGAGGGAAACAAAAUGAUCCUCCAUUUUUGCUGGGGAAGAAGAUAUAUAUCUAAAGAAGACAAAAACUUUUGGGCUUGGAUGUUCAGAUCUGACCUGUUUCUCUCCUGAAACAUCAUGGGAUAAGAUCAUUUCAGGGAACAGAGAUCAUAUUUGUGUACAUUUUUUUUUUGUUUGAUUUCUUUAAUGUUCAGAACACAUAAAAUAGAUGACUACAGCUUAUAUCAUCAGGAGAUACAAUACUGGUUUGAAUGAAAACAGUUCUCUUGGCAGAA
Ipomoea nil (Japanese morning glory) is the source of this 1406-nucleotide messenger RNA. Its product is annotated as ras-related protein RABC2a-like. Gene Ontology annotation, molecular function: GTPase activity; GTP binding. The record is from RefSeq and is a predicted model, not a curated record. The transcript has 6 exons. Lineage: Eukaryota; Viridiplantae; Streptophyta; Magnoliopsida; Solanales; Convolvulaceae. Bases 441 to 1097 code for a protein of 218 amino acids.